UUUUUCGUGGACUUUGUACGGAGGAUGAAUUUUAUCCGAAUCGUCUUUUCUCUUUCAGUUGUAAAGAAGAAACUCGCUUUCCUCUCUCCGUUGGAGCGCCGCCGUUAACCGGAGAAGGUGUAGAAGGUUCUAUACAAUAACGGCACGGAAUUGCUCAGGUAAAGUAUUGACCGAAUUUUCCAAGGUUCCUUUGGUCGGUGAGAGAACCUAAAAAUGCCUUCUGGAGCCGCCGAUUGCCGGAGAAAGUGUGAACGGCUCUAUACAAUCACGGCACGGAAUUGCAGACGUUAAGUAUUAUAUGAGUUUUCCGCGGUGAAUUAGGUCGGUGCAACAUGCUAAAAUGCGUUCUGAGCCGCAGAUAGAACAGGCAUAGCCGAGAAUAUUGAUGUAAUCGUGUCGCGAGACUCAGGGAGAUGUUGCUCCGCCGUCAGUCUGACAAAUACUUCUACUGGUGACGUACAAACAGCAGUUAGUUUUUUUUUCUUGCUUUUACUUUUGUGUUUCGAUAUCUACUCUGUAUUUCUACUUAGUGCCUGAGAGUUCGUUUGGAGUGUAUUGGAGUUAUUCUUGAAAUAGGAGUAAUUCUGAAAUGGUGGGAGUAAUAAUGGCGAAUGUAAACUUGUGCAUCCCUAGUUGUGAAAGAAAUGGAUUUCCGGCACUGCAUUGUACCCAGAAUUCCCAUAACUUUUUCGGGUUUUCGUUCUUUCCUAGUUCAGUUUCUGGACCUGACUUAAAUUUUGGGGAUGCAAAGCAUAGAGUUUUAAGACAUAGGGUACAUAAAUGUGGAUCUAUUAAGGCUUCGUCAAAUGGAGAAUCUGAUAUUCGAUUGCCAAGUGAGAAUCUCCUCGAAAACGAUUUUCAAUUUAAGCCGUCAUUCGAUGAAUACGUGAGGGUCAUGGAGACUGUUAGAACUAGAAGGUACAAGAGGCAGUCGGACGAUCCUAAUAAACUAACGAUGAAGGAAAAUGCGAGUGUAAAGAGUGCUGAGAUCACUUCCAUUUCUAAAAUAGAUAAUGGAAAAAACAAAGUGACUGAUGUUCAAGGUAAUGUGGAUGUAAAGAACAUGUUUAAACGUGUUGAUCGAAAAGAUUUGUUCAAUAAUACAGAGAGAAUUACUCGUGAAAGAGAUUUGUCAGGAAAUAAAAUUGAUAGCAAAAGGAAAGGAAUUUCAAGAUCAAAUGAUGAGGUUAAGGGCAAGGUGACCCCUUUUGACUCACAGGUUAAUGAUAAACAACAUGAAGAGAAAAGGAACAUAAACAGGUCGAAUUACACUGAGCCAAAAGUACCAAGGUUGUACAAUGAGAAACGAAUUAAUUUUAAGGCUAAUACAUUGGAUAUCAAAAGAGAAAGCCACCGUGCAUCUAAUGGAAGUUCCAUGAGAAUAUCGGGAAAGAUUUGGGCCAAUGAUGACACUAAACCAGCUAAGGAUAUUCUUAAUGCUGUGAAAUAUAGUGUUCAGCUUGAAAGAAACUAUAUUUCAGGCGACAAGGUUGGUAGAAAAAAAACUGAGCAAUCCUACAGAGAGUCAUCCAAAAGUGGUAAGCGGUUUCUUGAAUUUACUGAAGAUAGUAGCUUGGAGGUAGAGCAUGCAGCCUUCAACAAUUUUGAUGCAUUAGACAUAAUGGAUAAACCAAGAGUUUCAAAGAUGGAAAUGGAAGAGAGAAUCCAGAUGCUUUGUAAGAGAUUGAAUGGUGCAGACAUUGAUAUGCCUGAGUGGAUGUUCUCUCAAAUGAUGAGGAGUGCAAAGAUUAGAUAUUCAGAUCACUCAAUAUUAAGGGUUAUUCAAGUGUUGGGUAAGCUAGGAAAUUGGAGGCGAGUGCUACAAGUCAUCGAAUGGCUUCAAAUGCGUGAACGGUUUAAGUCACAUAAGCUGAGAUUUAUAUACACCACUGCCCUUGAUGUACUUGGAAAAGCGAGGAGACCUGUGGAGGCACUCAAUUUAUUCCAUGCAAUGCAGCAACACUUUACCUCAUAUCCUGACUUAGUAGCAUAUCAUAGUAUUGCUGUCACUCUUGGACAAGCAGGAUAUAUGAAGGAACUCUUUGAUGUGAUUGAUAGCAUGCGGUCUCCUCCAAAGAAGAAGUUUAAAACAGGGGUACUUGAGAAGUGGGACCCACGGUUGGAACCUGAUAUAGUUAUCUAUAAUGCGGUUUUAAAUGCUUGUGUUAAACGAAAAAACUUGGAAGGAGCAUUCUGGGUCUUGCAGGAAUUGAAGAAACAAGGUCUACAGCCUUCCACCUCAACAUAUGGAUUGGUCAUGGAGGUGAUGCUUGAAUGUGGGAAGUACAACUUGGUUCAUGAGUUCUUCAGAAAAGUGCAGAAAUCUUCCAUUCCUAAUGCUUUGACAUAUAAAGUUCUUGUCAAUACACUUUGGAAAGAAGGAAAAACAGAUGAGGCUGUGCUGGCCAUUGAGAACAUGGAAAGACGAGGGAUAGUAGGGUCUGCAGCUCUUUAUUACGACUUUGCUCGUUGUCUUUGCAGUGCUGGUAGAUGCAAAGAAGCCCUGAUGCAGAUGGAGAAGAUAUGUAAAGUUGCUACUAAGCCUCUUGUAGUGACUUACACCGGUUUGAUUCAAGCUUGUUUGGACUCAAAAGACAUAAGAAGUGCAGUCUAUAUAUUCAACCACAUGAAGACCUUUUGCUCCCCCAAUCUUGUUACUUAUAAUAUGUUGUUGAAAGGUUACUUGGAACAUGGGAUGUUUGAAGAGGCUAGAGAGCUGUUUCAAAAUUUGUCAGAGCACGGACGAAACAUCAGCACUGUAUCUGACUAUAGGGAUCGAGUAUUACCAGAUAUCUAUAUGUUCAACACCAUGCUAGAUGCAUCUUUUGCAGAAAAAAGAUGGGAUGAUUUUGGCUAUUUCUAUGACCAGAUGCUUCUUUAUGGGUAUCACUUCAACCCGAAACGUCAUCUGCGGAUGAUAUUGGAGGCUGCUAGGGCUGGAAAGGAUGAGCUACUGGAAACAACAUGGAAGCACCUUGCUCAGGCUGACCGGACUCCGCCACCGCCGCUCCUCAAAGAAAGGUUUUGCAUGAAGCUGGCUAGAGGUGACUACUCUGAAGCUCUCUCUUGCAUUUCCAAUCACGAUAGUAGCGAUGUACAUCAUUUCUCUGAGUCGGGUUGGCUAAAUUUGCUGAAAGAGAAAAGAUUUCCUAAAGAUACUGUUAUUCAGUUAAUUAAUAAGGUUAGCAUGCUUCUUACUAGAAAUGACUUACCAAAUCCGGUGUUUAAGAAUCUGCUAUUGAGUUGUAAAGAAUUUUGUAGAACUAGAAUUAGUGUAGCUGACCAUAGACUUGAAGAAACUGUGUGUACAAAUGAAACCCAAUCUGCUGCCGUCGUGCGUAUUUAGCAUAAUUUUGAGAGGAAAUAAUUUUCUUUUGCUCAUUCUCUUGUCCUAAAGGAACUAGAAAAUGGAAAUCAGUAUUUGUACAACUUAUUCUUUAUUUAA
This is a messenger RNA of Benincasa hispida (wax gourd), 3445 nucleotides long. Its product is annotated as pentatricopeptide (PPR) repeat-containing protein. NCBI's taxonomy places the organism in Eukaryota, Viridiplantae, Streptophyta, Magnoliopsida, Cucurbitales, Cucurbitaceae. Gene Ontology annotation, cellular component: chloroplast. The record is from RefSeq and is a predicted model, not a curated record. Gene Ontology annotation, biological process: chloroplast organization. Gene Ontology annotation, molecular function: protein binding.